This is a messenger RNA of Callorhinus ursinus (northern fur seal), 2690 nucleotides long. Its product is annotated as rho-related GTP-binding protein RhoG-like. Gene Ontology annotation, biological process: small GTPase-mediated signal transduction. Lineage: Eukaryota; Metazoa; Chordata; Mammalia; Carnivora; Otariidae. Gene Ontology annotation, molecular function: GTP binding; GTPase activity. The record is from RefSeq and is a predicted model, not a curated record.
CCCGCCGAGCCCGCCCACCCCGGCGAGAGUCGCGCCGGAGGCUGUGCCCGCCACGGUCAACAGCGCGGGAGGACGACUGCUUUGCCAGAAAAAUUCACUUAUGUACAUGCACAUAAUAUUGCAUACUUCAGAGGCGGCUUCUAGGACCUACUGAAGUUUAUCCUCUAGCAGUCCAUGGACUCCACGGACUCCAAGGGAAGAAUGCAGACAAUCAAAUGCGUGGUUGUAGGAGAUGGGGCUGUAGGUAAGACCUGCCUCCUCAUCAGUUACACAACGAAUGCCUUUCCUGAGGAGUAUAUCCCCACUGUCUUUGACAACUAUAGUGCCCAGACAUCUGUGGAUGGCCAAAUCGUCAGCCUGAACCUGUGGGACACAGCUGGCCAAGAGGAGUAUGACCGACUGCGAACACUAUCCUACCCCCAGACCAAUAUCUUUGUCAUUUGUUUUUCCAUUGGCAACCCAUCCUCGUAUGCCAAUGUGAGGCAUAAGUGGCACCCCGAGGUCUCCCACCAUUGUCCCAAUGUGCCUGUCCUGCUGGUAGGUACCAAGAGAGACCUGCGGAAUGACACUGAGACAGUGAAGAAGCUGAAGGAACAGAGCCUAGUGCCCACAACUCCUCAGCAAGGCACUUCCCUGGCUAAGCAGGUGGGGGCUGUGAAGUAUCUAGAAUGUUCAGCCCUGAUGCAGGAUGGGGUGCACGAGGUAUUUUCAGAAGCUGUUCGGGCUGUGCUUUACCCUGCCACAAAGAAGAACACCAAGAAGUGUGUCCUUUUAUAGCUUUUGGGGUGCUACUUGGAGACUGCACCUAAGGGGGAAUGAGAGGGAUUCCUUUGAUAGCAUUGAACAAACAAUGCCAGCAUGAGCCAUUUGUCUCUUUUCCUAGAAACCCUAGACUCCAGGUUAUUGGGCUUUUGGAGGAACAAAGACAGCCUUGUUUGUACAUGGCUGCUUUGAAGUUUGGUCUGAACCUUUUGGAGGAAGUUUGGGGGGAGAGAGAGAGAGAGACUGACUGACUUUUACCUCUAAAUUAGCUUUCCUAGCUGUAUUUACCAUUGAGCAAGUGUCUCACAGAAAGACAAGUUUUUACAGUUUUCAAAUCAUUGCCUUAAACUUUCCGAUAUACUAAUUUUGGAAAAUCAUUUUAUAUGUGAUUCCUGAGUGUUCCCAGUGUCAGCAUGUUCUUCCCAUUCUGGAGAUGAGACAUGCUUACAAAAAUGCCUAAGCAGCAUUUUUCCAAGCUCUGGGAGAUACUAAUAGAUGUUCCUUAACAAGAUUCUGUGGUCAAGUAAGUCAGGAACCAGUGGGUUUUUUUUUAAGUGUUUAUUUAAAUUCCAGUUAGUUAACAUACAUUGUAAUGUUAGUUUCACGUGUACGAUAUAGCGAUUCAAUACUUCCGUGCAUCACCUGGUGCUCAUCACAAGUGCCCUCCUCCUUCAUCCCAUCACCUAUUUCCCCCAGUCCCCCCACCCAUCUCGCUCUGGUAACCAGUGAUUUAAAUAAAGAGGAACUGGUUCCUCUACUGGGGGGAUUUAUAACUUUUAAUAAGUGAGCAACAUUUCCCAAAUUUAUUUCACCAAACCUUUUCUUUUUUCUUUUUUUUGGUUCCACGCAACACCUGUUAACAUCUCUGGAAGCACAGUUUGAGAGAGGCUGGGUUAAGAGGAACUAGACAUUCCCAAAGAGGCUGUGGAGAGAAAAAAAAAAAGCAUAAUGUGGUCCUGUUCUUUUUGAUGUUUCCCUGAGAGGGCCUUUGAGGGGAAUGUUUAUCAGCCACGGACUUGUUACUGGUUCCUCUUCUGCCCUCAGGAGAUGAGUUUGGCACUUCGUCAUGGUAGCACAUUGGAUGUGGGGUCUGAUGGUCAGAUCUGCUAUCAGAUUAUGAUAGCACUAUGGGCCUGGUGAUGUGGAAUUAAUCCCCCAUUAAAGCUGUGUCCCUGAGGCCUCUGUGAGGCCCUUUUUUUCUGUCAGCUUCUGCUUCAGGGAAAGACCACUGAAGGUUAACCCCACAGACGAACCAACCAACCACCCAACCAAAAUAUUCUGCGGGUCAUUAUCAGGGAGUUGUGUGAUUCUUCUCAGUGUCCUACCUUGCUCUUUUCCUAUUCCUCCCUCCUCUGUACACUCUGUGUGUGUGUGUGUGUGUGUGUGUGUGUGUGUGUGUGUGUGUGUGUUUUCAGUCCUGGUUGCCUUUUGAGGUCUUUUAGUUGCUUGAAGAAAGUUGGAGUAGGUUGGAUCUCCAGACCCCAGGGCUGUCACAUUUGUGGGGAUUUUGCUGGGGGAUUUCAGCUUGCCCUGCGGCGGUAGGAGUCAGACUCCUUACCUUAGUAAGCCUGCUUCUCCUUAUUCUCCCUAGUUGUAUUUUUGACCUUCUUCAUUAGAUACGGAAGGAAAACUCCUCCACCUGGCAGAUAGUGGUUGACAACUCCACUGUGCACAUAUUCUCUUACCCUGCCAAAAGAAGCAUUGGAUCUUUGAGAGUUUGGGAAAUGGAGUUAAAAGAAUCACGUAGCUCCCUCUGUGGUGAAUGAAGAGUCUGUGCCUUGCUCUGGGAUGGUCUUGCUGUUGCUCUUUGACAGUAUAUGGUCAGAUUAGUCCUCAGGUUAACUGAGCCUCCUGGAUAGGGUUGCCAGAUAAAAGAGAGUAGUUUUGUUUUGUUUUGUUUUACAAACACUUUUUUAGUGUAAGUAUGU